Molecule: messenger RNA, 186 nt
Organism: Diversispora eburnea
Lineage: Eukaryota; Fungi; Glomeromycota; Glomeromycetes; Diversisporales; Diversisporaceae
Source: the annotation of a GenBank genome assembly
AUGAAGUUCGAUUUAUGUCAAACAAUAUUAAGUACAAAUGGCGUGGCUUAUAGGAAUAGGUUCCCUUAUGGAAAUAUUCAUUAUGGUCACCUUUCACAUUUUUGGUGGGAAUUUUCUAACCCACAAACCCAAUUUCCAAUUGGAAUAGAACUAGAAACUCAAGCAGCAAAAGAUUCGAAGGUGUAA